AAGCUGUUAAUGGCGGCGUAAACAACGUGAGGCUGGUCGAGCAGUUAACAUCAAAAUAAUAAUAAUAGUACAGCCACAAAUGAACUCAACUUGUUUUCGAAAGGCAGAUAUAUACUCAGCGCCCAGGCUAUCGAAAUGUAAUUAUUUCACUUCAUGGUGUUUUAUUCCGGCCACCUUUUAGCAGUAGUAGUUGUGCGAUUCAGCGGAAAAGUUUGCAGAAAUGCAGUGUGUUGUGACGGGAGGAAACGUGAAAGUGCUGGCGAAAGCCGUCCAUUCUCUGUCCAGAAUCGGUGAUGAGCUGUAUGUGGAGCCGCAGGAAGACGGGCUGGCCCUGCGGUCUGUGAACUCUUCUCGGUCGGCAUACGCUUGUUUCCUGUUCGCACCGCUCUUCUUCAGCAGGUACUCCGUUCCCAAUGGGGUAAACUUCCGCUGCAAGAUGGCAAUAAAGAGUGUGCAGGCUGUGUUUAGAUCUCUGGCAACGUUGGAGAAAACAGUGGAAAGGUGUCACAUAGAGCUGGAAGAACAGAAGGACCGUCUCACUUUCACCCUGCACUGCAAACAUGGCUUGAUGAAGACACACAACCUGUCUUAUCAGGACAGUGAAAGCUUACAGGCAGUGUUUGAUAAGGAUGCCUACGCAAACACAUUCAGAGCUCACCCCAGAUUGCUGGUGGACACAGUUGCGCACUUCCCACCAUCUCUGGAAGAAGUAACUGUGACAGUGAGUGACGAAAGGAUGUGGGUCAGGAACCACGUGGAGGAUGAAGCAGAGCGGUCCAAGACCAUGCUGUCAGAGCUGUGCCUGGCUUCAGAUGAGUUUGACCAUUUUGCCAUGAAGACUCACAACAGCAUCACCUUUUGUCUGAAGGAGCUACGGGGGAUGCUGUUGUUUGCAGAAUCAACUGGUCUCCCAGUGUCCAUGCACUUUGGUGAGCCGGGGAGCCCGGUGGUGCUUUCAGUAACGGACAGUGUCCUGGAGGGAAACUUUGUGUUGGCCACACUUUCGGAUGAUCCCAGCCUGCAUAAAAACAACAGCCGAGGCGCAUCGAUGCCACCACCACCCCCUCCUGAUGACUUCAUGAAUGAUGACAUAGACUGCUAUUUAAUCGCCAUGGAUACCAGUAUUGCACCAGGAGCAUCUAGUGUAGACCCACCUGCACCAUCGUUAGCUGAUUCUGUAACAUCAAAACAUUGUGCUGCCACCAGUAACAGGACAAGAAUAUGCCUGGAGGAAGAGGAAGAGGAGGAAGAUACUGAGUGUCCUCCUAACAAGAAGUUCCGGUCCCUCUUGUUUGGAUCAGUACUCCCGGCGUCUCCUCAGAUGAGCAGACGGUCAGUGAUGACCCAGGAGGUGCUGGCCAGUGACAGUGAGGAUGAUGCUGAUGCUGAGUGACGGUCAGAGAGUCAUGGACAAUCUUGACAGUGGGUCAAUGUGAGAGCACUGUUACGGCGUCACACCUGGACCACUUUAGCUGAACAAAUUGGACAUUUUGGACUUCACUUUUCAUAUCAACAGUCCAGAGUGCGUUACAUGGAGCUGGUUUGAUAUAUGGAGGAUACAAAUGGUUUAAUAUACAGAGGCCGAUACUCUGGACUCAAGAUCUGGGAUUAUAUGAAACUAAUAAGGAAGCACUUGUAUGUGUGUAUGUGUGUGGGGUUUUUUGUAAUAUGACUGGUUUGUAAUGCAGAUGCAUGAUGUUGAUGCCCCUCAAAUAAAACAAACCUAUUUUUAAAGAAUGUAAACACCAUUUAUUAAU
Messenger RNA from Cololabis saira (Pacific saury), 1757 nucleotides. RefSeq names its product RAD9 checkpoint clamp component A (gene rad9a). Gene Ontology annotation, cellular component: checkpoint clamp complex. Gene Ontology annotation, biological process: DNA repair; mitotic intra-S DNA damage checkpoint signaling; cellular response to ionizing radiation. The record is from RefSeq and is a predicted model, not a curated record. The coding region runs from base 221 to 1393 and encodes 390 amino acids. NCBI's taxonomy places the organism in Eukaryota, Metazoa, Chordata, Actinopteri, Beloniformes, Belonidae. The transcript is spliced from 12 exons.